AACCUUCUACUAUGGAUUGGCUCCAUGUCGUCCCUCUAUUAUAGGGGUGGCAAUUUGCCCCGAUCCCCGUGGGGCUACGCGGGGAUCCCCGUCACGGGGACGGGGUGGGGAGGAAUAUUCCUCCCCGUGGGACGGGGAUGGGGGACAUUUUCUCCCCGCAAAAUUUCGCGGGGAAUUUUCCCCGCCCUAUUUGCUACUACUGCUGCUACAAAUCUGCUGCUACUGCUGCUGCUACAAAUCUGCUGUUGCUGCUACAGAUCUGCUGCUGCUGCUGCUACAGAUCUGCUGCUGCUGCUGCUACAGAUCUGCUGCUGCUGUUGCUAUAGAUCUGCUGCUGCUGCUACAGAUCUGCUGCUGUUGCUACAGAUUUGCUGCUGCUGCUGCUGCUAUAGAUCUGCUAUUGAAACUGCUGUCGAUCUGCUGCUGGAGCCUGGAGUUGUUGUCAAUCUGCUACUGAAGCCUAGAGUUGCUGUCGAAGCUGCAGUAUCCCAUCAUCCUCACUCACUAUAUGUUUGAUGCACGCCUCAUUAAUUUUUACUCAUGUUUGAUGUAAAAAAUAUGUAUUUUGAUG
Molecule: messenger RNA, 571 nt
Organism: Rubroshorea leprosula
Lineage: Eukaryota; Viridiplantae; Streptophyta; Magnoliopsida; Malvales; Dipterocarpaceae
Source: the annotation of a GenBank genome assembly